AUGUGGCGUCCAACUUUUACAAUUCUUCGAAAAGUGGUCUUUCCCCACUACAAGGAAACAUCCUCAUUUUCAAAAUUAUUUUAUUCCACCAAAAGCCGAUUUCCUCGUUCGACGGCAAAACUAACCCUUAUAAGUGCCAGUGUGGGUGUUUUAGUUGGGGCUGGAUAUGGCGGUUACACACAUUAUAAGAUAAAUGUUAAGAAGCCUACGCAAGCGACAGAAGUGGAGGAAUACGUCUUACUAAAAGAAGCCCCAAAAUAUCAAGCCCAGUAUAGAGUUGUUAACGAUUCCGAUAACAGUAAUUUGGAAUUGGUACUGUUCCAAUACCGCACUUGUCCAUUCUGCUGCAAGGUUCGGUCAUACCUCGAUGCUCGUGGUAUCAAUUAUGAAGUCGUUGAAGUCGAUGCUGUACUUAGACAGGCAAUCAGAUGGUCGAAUUACAAGAAAGUACCUAUUCUGCUAGCUAAAGUGGAAGGAGGAUAUCAACAAUUAUUAGACAGCACCGCUAUAAUAUCUAUGUUAGAAACAUAUUUGAGGGAUAAAUCUUAUCAAUUAAGUGACAUUGUGAAAUUCUAUCCCGCAACCCGUUUUGUUAAUGACUCCGGGAAGGUUGCAACUGAUAUAACAAAUAAAUAUUUUGUUAUGCACAAUGCUCCUGUGCUUGAUGAAAAGCAAAAAGCGGCGGAAGCCGAGGAACGCCAAUGGAGGCAGUGGGCUGAUCAGGUGUUGGUUCAUACAUUGUCACCUAAUGUGUAUAGAACUGUCGGAGAGGCUUUGGAGACAUUCAAGUGGUUUGAAGAAGUUGGUGGUUGGAAGCAAUCUUUCCCGGCCUGGGAGUGUGCAUUGAUGGUGUAUGUUGGUGCCGCAGCUAUGUGGAUUAUAUCAAAGAGAUUAAAGUCGAGACACAACAUUAAAGAUGAUGUUCGACAAUCACUGUAUGAUGCUGCUAACGAUUGGAUGAAAGCCGUCCAGAAAAAAGGCACUCCUUUCCUGGGUGGUAAUAAACCAAAUCUAGCUGAUAUAUCAGUUUUUGGAGUGCUAAGCAGUAUUGAAGGUUGUGGUGCCUUCGAAGAUCUAAAGACCAACACCAGUAUAGGAAAAUGGUUCCAAGAUAUGAAGAUGAACAUGAAAGAAACUAGUGGAAAACAUCUUGCCACUUAUGCUUAA
Messenger RNA from Danaus chrysippus (African queen), 1167 nucleotides. The record is from the annotation of a GenBank genome assembly. Lineage: Eukaryota; Metazoa; Arthropoda; Insecta; Lepidoptera; Nymphalidae.